GGGUGGAGCGGGGCGGCGCUCUAGGCCGAGCGGGAGGUCUGGGCUUCGGGCGCUCGCUGGUGGCGGACCUGGAGGCUGCUGCUGCGCGCCGGGGCUCCUUGGCCCGGAUCGAAUUCGAUCCGGAGCCAUGAGUAUGGACAAGGCCGAGCUAUGCGGGUCUCUGCUCACCUGGUUGCAGACGUUCCAAGUUCCACCCCCCUGUGCCAGCCCCCAGGACCUGAGCAACGGACUCGCCAUAGCCUAUGUGCUGAAUCAGAUAGACCCUUCCUGGUUCAACGAGGCAUGGCUCCAGGGAAUCUCAGAGGACCCAAGUCCCAGCUGGAAGCUGAAGGUCAAGAAACUGGAGAAGAUCUUACAGAGCUUGAUGGAAUACUCAAAGGAUGUCCUGGGACAUCCUUUAUCGGAACAGCAUCUUCCAGAUGUGAGCCUCAUUGGCGAGCUCUCAGAUCCUGCAGAGCUCGGCAAACUGCUUCAGUUGGUACUGGGCUGUGCUAUCAGUUGUGAGAAAAAACAGGAGUAUAUCCAGAGAAUUAUGACAUUGGAGGAAUCCGUUCAACAUGUAGUGAUGGAAGCCAUCCAGGAGCUCAUGACAAAAGACACUCCUGAUUCCUUGUCACCGGAGACUUACGGGAACUUUGAUACACAGUCCCGAAGAUACUAUUUCCUGAGUGAGGAGGUGGAGGAGAGUAAUGACCUUCAGCAGCACUACCUGGAUCUGGAGCGGCAGCUUGUACUCCUUUCAGAGGAGAAGCAGAAUCUGGCACAAGAGAAUGCUGCCCUACGGGAACGGGUGGGCCGCUCAGAAGUGGAGAGCGCCCCUGGUCUCACUGCUAAGAAGCUGUUGCUCCUGCAGUCACAGCUGGAACAGCUGCAGGAGGAGAACUUCAGGCUGGAGAGCAGCCGGGAAGAUGAGCGGCUGCGCUGCAUGGAGCUGGAGCGGGAGGUCACUGAGCUGCAACAACGGAACCAAGCACUGACCAGCCUAUCCCAGGAGGCUCAAGCGCUAAAGGACGAGAUGGACGAGCUUCGGCAGUCCUCUGAACGUGCUAGGCAGCUGGAGGCCACUCUGAACAGCUGCCGUCGCCGCCUGGGUGAGCUGCGGGAGCUCAGGCGGCAAGUGCGGCAGCUGGAGGAGCGUAAUGCCAGCCAUGCAGAACGCACGCGGCAGCUGGAAGAAGAGCUGCGCCGAGCAGGAUCCCUGCGUGCCCAGCUAGAGGCUCAGCGCAGACAGGUGCAGGAGUUGCAAGGCCAGUGGCAGGAAGAGGCCAUGAAGGCUGAGAAGUGGCUGUUUGAAUGCCGAAACCUAGAGGAAAAGUGUGACUUGGUGACAAAGGAGAAGGAGCGACUUUUGACAGAGAGGGACUCCCUGAGGGAGGCCAACGAGGAGCUCCGUUGUGCCCAGCUGCAGCCGAGGGGACUGGCUCAGGCUGGCCUCUCUCUGGAUCCUACCCCUUCUGGCCUGGAAAACUUAGCAGCAGAGAUCCUGCCUGCAGAGCUCAGAGAGAUGCUCCUGAGGCUUCAGCUGGAGAACAAGCGACUGUGCCAGCAGGAGGCCGCAGACCGUGAGCGACAGGAGGAGCUGCAGCGCCACCUGGAGGAAGCCAACCGAGCAAGACAUGGGCUGGAAACUCAGCACAGGCUGAAUCAGCAGCAGCUGUCUGAGCUGAGAGCCCAGGUGGAAGAUCUACAAAAGGCCUUGCAGGAACAGGGAGGCAAGGCUGAGGACCCCACCGUGCUGAAGAGGAAACUGGAAGAUCAUCUGCAGAAGCUGCAUGAGGCUGAUCUGGAGCUGCAAAGGAAACGAGAAUACAUUGAGGAGCUGGAGCCUCCUACCGACAGCAAUACAGCCCGACGGAUUGAGGAGCUGCAGGACAGCCUGCAGAAGAAGGAUGCAGACUUGCAGGCCAUGGAGGAACGCUAUCGCCGCUAUGUGGACAGAGCACGCACGGUCAUUCAGAACCUGGAACCCAAGCAGAAGCCACCCACUGCGGUGUCCCCAGAACUCCAUACUCUAAGGACACGGCUCUGGGAUCGAAACACGCGAAUAGGACACCUGGAGAUGGACUAUGAGAAGAGUCGGAGUCAGCGGGAGCAGGAGGAAAAGCUGCUCAUCAGUGCCUGGCACAGCAUGGGCAUGGCCUUGGAGCAACGGGCUGGGGAAGAGCAGUCUCCUGCCCAUGCCCAGUCCUUCCUGGCACAGCAAAGACUGGCCACCAAUGCACGCCGAGGACCUCUGGGACGCCUGGCUUCUCUGAGCCUUCGCCCCAUUGAUAAGCACUGACAGACCUCAACUUCCUGCUGCCUGCUGGAGUCCUCCAGCUCACAUGGUACCCAGCUUGGGGCCUUGACUUGAUUGAGGCUAUGACUUCUGCUCUUUGCUUCCUUAGAUGGGAGAGAAGGGGAGAGGCCUAUAUCAGGUGUAGGCCUAUGUAGGCCUAUUCUUUUUAGCAAUGUGGUUCUUAUCCUUGAUUCUUCUCCUGGGCCUCAUGAACUACCUGGGAAGAGCCUGAUUUUUAUAUUUGAAAAGAAUAAAGACUUUAGAUCUGU
This is a messenger RNA of Phodopus roborovskii (desert hamster), 2547 nucleotides long. It is a transcript of the gene Hook2, whose product is annotated as hook microtubule tethering protein 2. NCBI's taxonomy places the organism in Eukaryota, Metazoa, Chordata, Mammalia, Rodentia, Cricetidae. Gene Ontology annotation, cellular component: cytoplasm; centrosome. Bases 128 to 2281 code for a protein of 717 amino acids. The transcript has 22 exons. Gene Ontology annotation, molecular function: microtubule binding; dynein light intermediate chain binding. The record is from RefSeq and is a predicted model, not a curated record. Gene Ontology annotation, biological process: cytoplasmic microtubule organization; cytoskeleton-dependent intracellular transport.